Molecule: messenger RNA, 2454 nt
Organism: Aspergillus ochraceoroseus IBT 24754
Lineage: Eukaryota; Fungi; Ascomycota; Eurotiomycetes; Eurotiales; Aspergillaceae
Gene: erf2
Product: palmitoyltransferase ERF2
Exons: 3
Coding region: 484-2325 (613 amino acids)
Biological process (GO): protein targeting to membrane; peptidyl-L-cysteine S-palmitoylation
Cellular component (GO): endoplasmic reticulum; Golgi apparatus
Molecular function (GO): protein-cysteine S-palmitoyltransferase activity
Source: RefSeq, a predicted model, not a curated record
UGACGUGUGUGGAUGUAUAUGUGUGUGUGUGUGUUGCUCCCUAUGCUGCCUCACUACUGUGUACCUGAUUAAUUCGCCGGGGAUUUCUCUCAAGGUGAGUUGGUGGCUGAAUAUCUCUCUCUCUCUCUCUCUCUCUCUCUCUCUCUCUCUCCCGCUCUUUCUUCUCUCCCCUUUUAAUGAGCCAGGGGGUUAGUGAAUGAAACCCACAACGAUCUCUUGCUUUCAGAUGAAUCGGCUGAGGUGAUGGAAUCUUUCACACUGAGCUAACAUCGAUAUUUUCGAAUCUAGGUCGCUUACGUUCUUUAUUCUAUUGUUUUGUUUUACUGUCGCUCCUUACCAGCUCCCGUCUCUCUCUCUCUCUCUCUCUCUCUCUCUCUCUCCCGCCUUGCCUCGUUUGGGAUUGAACUACAUACUGGACCCCAUCAUGAUACCCUGCCGUGAUCCAUAACAGCAUAUUAUAUUCUGAAUCCUUUCCGAUCAAACAUGGCGUUCCCGUCAGGCAACUCGGAACCCAAUGAGUCUACGAACCCUCCUCCCACGGCCCCUGUUCUGGGUAUCCCUCGUCCUCCCUCCGUCGGGGGCAUUUCGUCGCGAGUGACCGAUAUGACCUCCGAGGAUGGCGAGCAGUCGCAAUCAUACACUGUCUCAUCGCAAAUCCCCCAGUCUCGACCUUCCGUAUCUCGACGAGUACCUCCGCCUGCAAGAAGCUCCAUCGCCUCCACCAGUCAAACCACAACCCGUCCAGGAAGUUCGGGGAGCAGACUCAGCCGGACACACAUCCCUUCGUUAGCUGCGCAGGGCUUUUUCCGGCCCAUGUCCUCGCAGCGUCUGCAAGCUCAUCGAGGACGUCCGAUGACAAAGGGCACAACCGUCUCAUCGGAGGAUUGGGGGGGGGACCAGGCUAGUCAAAACAGGAGGAGUCUAAUCUCGAACAGUACCUUCCCGAACUCCGUUCACCAAGUCGACCAAGAAGCGCCUCCGUCGCGAGGAACCGAGUUCACGGAUCCAAUCAUUCCUGACCGAAAUACCUCGAAUGCCAGCCCUAUCGGCAAUACUACAGGGAGGAGCCUAGGUGAAAGCGCCAAGCUCCUGCACGACAGGGAGCGAAUGUACAAACCCACGCCACCGCACCUCAAUCUCGGAGUAAACUUCAAGGCCACGAAUGACCCCGAGACUCCUGAGAGAUCACCUCUUUCUUUCCUCAGCCUACAGAAUAAGAAUGCGCCAGCGGAAAAUCGUGAUAACAGGACACAUGAGCGGUUAUCAUCUGCGGGAUCGUCUCCUGCGUCGAUUGAAAAACAGAGCCAUCCGAUACCCAAAGGAAAGAAGGGCAAGAAUUAUGAAUACUUUGUUGGAAACACUAUUUUUUGGGGUGGAGGCAGAUUUCAGAAUUCUAGGGACAAGCCGGUCAAUAUUGCAACUGGACUUUUUGUAGUGGUGCCCAGUGGUCUCUUUUUUGGAUUUUCGGCUCCCUGGCUUUGGCAUCAUAUCUCACCAGCUAUUCCCAUUUUAUUUGCCUAUCUAUUCUAUCUAUGUUUCUCAUCGUUUAUACACGCAUCGGUAGUUGACCCGGGGGUCAUCCCUCGUAAUCUUCACCAGAUGCCGCCAUCCGAUCCCUCUGAUGAUCCAUUGGCCGUCGGCCCACCAACCAACGAUUGGGUGAUGGUCAAACUCGCCACCUCCGAGGUUGCAGCUAUGGAUGUCCCUGUCAAAUACUGUAAGACCUGCAGUGUCUGGCGUCCACCACGAUGCUAUCAUUGCCGCGUGUGCGAUAACUGUGUCGAGACGCUCGAUCAUCACUGUGUGUGGCUCAACAACUGCGUUGGCCGCCGCAACUACCGAUAUUUUUUCACCUUCGUCAGCACCUCCACGCUGCUUGCCCUUUUCUUACUCGGUGCCAGUCUUGCCCAUAUUCUGGUGUAUCGCUCGCAUGAGGGCAUCAGUUUCGGCGCUGCCAUUGACAAGUGGCGGGUCCCCUUUGCCAUGGUCAUCUACGGGGCCGUGGCAGCUCCCUAUCCCGCUUCAUUAUGGGCAUAUCAUAUCUUCCUCGUCGGCCGCGGCGAGACUACACGCGAGUAUCUGAACUCUCAUAAGUUCGCCAAGGUCGAUCGCCACCGUCCCUUCACACAGGGAAACGUCUUCCGGAAUUGGAUGUCGGUGUUUGGACGGCCUCGUCCACCGACCUACAUGCAAUUCAAAGAGUAUUAUCAAGAAGGAGACCAACGGUUAAGUACGAUAAAGCGGAAGUACCUCCCCCGGGAUGUCGAGGCUCAAGCGAACAUCGAGAUGGAACAUGUGCCUCCUCCUCCUCCCAGCCAGGGCUGAGUUUUGUCUAUUCAUCUUCUUUAUCUACAUUCAUUUUAUCAAUGUAUUUUUUCUUCUCCUUCUCAAUCAUCUAAAUCUGAACCUCUCUCUCUCUCUCUCUCUCUUUCUUUUCUUUUUUUUUUUUUUUUU